CAGCAUGUUCCUUUGAGUUGUAUCUACUUCGCGGCUUUUCUUAUUUUUUGGGGGGACAGUUUUUUCAAGUUUUAAGGUUUCUGAUUGGUCAGCAUGGGGAAUCUGAUCAAAGUUCUGACAAGGGACUUAGACAAUAACGCUGGGAACUUCUUCCUGGACUUUGAAAAUGCACAGCCCACAGAGACGGAGAGGAAGGUGUGGGAUGAAGUAAACAAAGUGUUGACGGAGGCAGAGGCAAUUCUUAAUGACCUGCAGUCUUAUAGCGGAGCAGGGGAAGCCAUCCGACAGGCUAUACAGCAGCCAAAUGAUGACAGUGUGCAGGAAAAGGCCUGGGCCACUGUGGUCCCACUAGUGGGAAAACUGAAGAAGUUUUACCUGUUUUCUAUGAAACUGGAGCAAGCAUUGCAUGACUUGCUGAGAUUCCUGACGAGCACGCACUGCAGUCCCACGCAGCACCUGGAGCAGGAGCAGGCUUUGGCUCGCCAGUUUGCAGAGAUCCUCCACUUCACGCUGCGCUUCGACGAGCUCAAGAUGACCAACCCUGCCAUUCAGAAUGACUUCAGCUACUACAGGAGGACCCUGAGCCGCAUGCGAAUCAACAAUGUUGCAGUAGAGGGACAAAACGAGGUGGACAACGAGAUGGCCAAUCGGAUGUCUCUCUUUUAUGCCGACGCCACGCCCAUGCUGAAAACAUUAAGCGCGGCCACCACAAAGUUUGUCUCAGAUAACCACGAUUUACCCAUAGAGAACACAACAGACUGUCUCAGUACGAUGGCAAGCGUAUGUAAAGUCAUGCUGGAAACGCCGGAGUACCGCACUCGGUUCACCAAUGAGGACACGGUGCUGUUCUGUUUACGUGUGAUGGUGGGCGUGAUUAUUCUGUAUGAUUAUGUUCACCCUGCGGGAGCCUUCGUCAAAUCCUCCAAAAUUGACAUGAAAGGAUGCAUCAAAGUCCUGCGGGAUCAGCCACCCAACAGUGUGGAGGGUCUUCUUAACGCUCUCAGGUAUACAACAAAGCAUUUGAACGAUAUAACUACCUCCAAGCAAAUAAAAAAUAUGUUGCAAGUUUGA
Chanos chanos (milkfish) is the source of this 1071-nucleotide messenger RNA. RefSeq names its product family with sequence similarity 49 member Ba (gene cyriba). Gene Ontology annotation, molecular function: small GTPase binding. The record is from RefSeq and is a predicted model, not a curated record. Gene Ontology annotation, biological process: regulation of actin filament polymerization. Bases 94 to 1071 code for a protein of 325 amino acids. The transcript has 10 exons. NCBI's taxonomy places the organism in Eukaryota, Metazoa, Chordata, Actinopteri, Gonorynchiformes, Chanidae.